This is a messenger RNA of Echinops telfairi (small Madagascar hedgehog), 1126 nucleotides long. RefSeq names its product zinc finger DHHC-type palmitoyltransferase 12 (gene ZDHHC12). Gene Ontology annotation, cellular component: Golgi apparatus; endoplasmic reticulum. Gene Ontology annotation, biological process: peptidyl-L-cysteine S-palmitoylation; protein targeting to membrane. The record is from RefSeq and is a predicted model, not a curated record. The coding region runs from base 1 to 810 and encodes 269 amino acids. Lineage: Eukaryota; Metazoa; Chordata; Mammalia; Afrosoricida; Tenrecidae. The transcript is spliced from 5 exons. Gene Ontology annotation, molecular function: protein-cysteine S-palmitoyltransferase activity.
AUGGCGCCUUGGGCGCUGCUCAGCCCUGGGGUCCUGGUGCGGACCGGGCACACUGUGCUGACCUGGGGGAUCACGCUGGUGCUUUUCCUGCACGACACUGAGCUGCGCCGGUGGGAAGAGCAAGGGGAGCCGCUCCUGCCCCUCACCUUCCUCCUCCUCGUGCUGGGCUCCCUCCUGCUCUACCUGGCGGUGUCCCUCAUGGACCCUGGCUACGUGGACAUGCAGCCCCAGCCCCAGGAGGAGCUCAAGGAGGAACACAUGGCCAUGGUCCCCCAGGUGGCUGUUCUUCGGCGCUGCAGAUACUGCCUGGUGCUGCAGCCCCUGAGGACGCGGCACUGCCAAGAGUGCCGCCGCUGCGUCCGGCGGUACGACCACCACUGCCCCUGGAUGGAGAACUGUGUGGGGGAGCGCAACCACCCGCUCUUCGUGGCCUACCUGGCUCUGCAGCUGGUCGUGCUCCUGUGGGCCCUGAACCUGGCCUGGUCCGGCCUCCGGUUCUUCCAGCCCUGGGGGCAGUGGCUGCGGUCCAGCGGGCUCCUGUGUGCCACCUUCCUGCUGCUGUGUCUCUUCGCCAUGGUGGCCGGCCUGCUCCUGGCCUCGCACCUCUACCUGGUGGCCAGCAACACCACUACCUGGGAGUUCAUGGCCUCACACCGCAUCGCCUACCUCCGCCAGCGCGCCAGCAACCCCUUUGACCGCGGACUGAUUCGAAAUCUGGCCCGCUUCUUCUGCGGAUGGCCGUCGGGCUCCUGGGAGACCCUCUGGGCUGAGGAGGAGGAGCAGGAGGAGGGCAGCUGCCAGGCAGUUUAGGGUCACUGGAGGCAGCCACCAAAGCCCGAAGGGCUGCACGCACCCAGCAGGUCUGCCCCCAGAGGGCAUGGCCCUCACACCUGCCCACUUCCUCUCAGGCCUCACUCAGCCAGCGAAGGGGCAGGCUCCCUGCGCCAGCGGCAGCGUGGCCCUCCCUCCAGAGGAAGGAGAGGGAGAAGACCUGUAAGGUGAAGGUGCUGGAGCCCAAAUGGACUCUGGGCUUCUAUCUCCACCUCCCUGCCCCCCAAGCAGUUUUUCAAGUUUAAUAAUGUGUAAAGUAAGUAUUGAGAAAAUAAACCAAGCCACUCCUUUGGCA